GCUCUGCGAAGAGGUCAAAGAUGGCGGCCGCGGCGCUCGCCGCUCGCCGUUUGCGUUUUCGCAGCGGGCUUGUCUUGCUGCAGACCACUCGGGGGGCGGGUGUGUGUGAACCGAAGCUCUGUUGCAGAUUUUAUCCUGGAAAUGAAUCCCUCAAAAAGGUUGAAGGAACAGAUAUAACAGGGAUUGAAGAAAUAGCCAUUCCAAAAAAGAAAACUUGGGAUAAAGUGGCUGUUCUUCAGGCACUUGCAUCCACAGUAAACAGGGACCCUACAGCUGCACCUUAUGUAUUUCAAGAUGACCCUUACCUCAUACCAACCUCUGUGAUGGAGUCGCGUUCAUUUUUAUUGGCAAAGAAGUCUGGAGAGACUGCAGCAAAAUUUAUUAUUAAUUCUCAUCCCAAAUAUUUCCAAAAGGAUAUAGCCGAGCCUCAUAUACCGUGCUUAAUGCCUGAGUACUUUGAACCUCAGAUUGAAGAUGUAAGUGAAGCUGCCCUGAAGGAACGAAUCAAACUCAAAAAAGUCAAAGCUUCUGUGGACAUUUUUGACCAGCUCUUGCAAGCAGGAACCCCAGUCUCGCUUGAAACAACUAAUAGUCUUUUGGAUUUAUUGUGUUACUAUGGUGACCAAGAGCCCCCAGCUGACUAUUCUUUUCAACAAACUGAACAUUUGGAAAACUUGGAAGAGGCCACAGAGGAAAAUAAUCAAACAUCCAAGAUGGAAUCUGGUCGUUGGAAAGCGCAAAACAAUGCUGAGAGAAUCUUCGCUCUAAUGCCAGAGAAAAAUGCACACUCCUACUGCACGAUGAUCCGAGGGAUGGUGAAGCACCGAGCUUAUGCACAGGCGUUGAACUUGUACACCGAGUUAUUAAAUAACAGACUUAGUGCUGAUGUAUAUACCUUUAAUGCAUUGAUUGAAGCAAAAACAUUCAUACUCAAUGAGAAAUUUGAAGAAAAAUGGAACGCUAUACUGGAUCUACUGAAGCAUAUGGUUGCACAGAAGGUGAAACCAAACUUGCAGACUUUUAAUACAAUAUUGAAAUGUCUCCGGAAGUUUUAUUCAUUUGGAAAGUUACAGGCCUUACAGAUAUUACGUGAAAUGAAACAUAUUGGAGUAGAACCCUCACUUGCAACAUACCAUCAUAUUCUUCACCUCUUUUACCCGAGAGGUAGCUCUAUAAAAAUGCCAUCCCUCAUCAUCUAUGAUGUCAUGGAUGAGUUAGAGGGAAGAACAUUCUCUCCACAGGACCCUGACGAUGAUAAAUUUUUUCUGUUGGCCAUGAAUGUGUGUUCAUCUCUCAGAGAUUUAGAGCUUGCUUACCAAGUACAUGGUCUUUUAAACACGGGAGACAACCGGAAACUGAUCGGACAAGAUGUUCAAUGUAAACUGUAUUAUUCGAAGUUUUUCAGUUUGAUUUGUUCACUGGAACAAAUUGAUGUCACCUUGAAGUGGUAUAAGGACCUGAUACCUUCAGUGUUCCUUCCCCACUCCCAAAUAUUCAUAGGUCUUCUUCAAGCAUUGGAUGUGGCUAAUAGGCUAGAAAUGGUUCCUCAGAUUUGGAAAGAUAGUAAAGAAUACAACCAUACUUUCCGAGAUGCCCUAAGAAAAGAAGUAUUGAUGCUCAUGGCCAGGGAUAAACACCCACCAGAGCUUCAGGUUGCAUUUGCUGACUGUGCUGCUGAUAUCAAAUCUACAUAUGAAAGCCAGGAUGCCCGGCAGACUGCUCUUGAUUGGCCAGCUGACUCUUUACAAUACAUAGCUGUCCUUUUUUUAAGAGGUGGCAGAACCCAGGAAGCCUGGAAAAUGUUGGCACUCUUCAAAAAGCAUAAUAAGAUUCCCAGAGAUGAAUUGCUGGAGGAAUUUAUGGACACAGCUAAAGCCUCCAGCAGCACUGCUAUGGCCAUUGACGUUGUGAAGCUGGCAAGUGCCUUCAGCUUGCCUAUUAGUGAGAGCCUUGCCCAAAGAGUAAUGAUGGAUUUCACAGUUGACCCAAAACAAAAAGAAGCCCUGGGUAACCUCACUGUACUGAACAGUAGCGAUGGAGAAAGCAGCAGCGACAGUGACAGUGACAUCAGUGAAGACAAAUGAAAGGCAGAGGUGGCUCACAAUAGCUGCUGGAGUAUUAGAAAUGGUAAAAUAAACAGAUACAGAGCUGGGACCUAAUAUAAGCUCUGUGGUGUUGCACUAGCCAAAACACAUGACCCUGGGGCUCAUAUGCAGUACCACAAAGAUGCACAUCUGGCCAGUUUUUUUUGCCAAGACAGCAACAAGCACUGUGAAGUCUGAUUUUUGGGGAAGAACAAAUUCCACAUAAAUACACUGUCUGCAGACCUCGUUCCUACUGUACCCAUCACGCUUGAACUUACCAGCCUUUGCCGCCUAACUGCUUUGUGGUGUGUGGUCCUUUACCCUAGAGAUCAGAGUUUAAACUGGUUUUCAUGACAGUUCGUAAUUAUGGUUGAGCUGAUCUUAUCGCCUUAAAAAGAUGGAUGCUCUUAGAACUAAUUAAAUCAGAAGCAAACUACUGGUUUAGGCUGCCCAGAUGGUAAAAUCAUUAAAUAAAGCAGUUAAGUACAUUA
Molecule: messenger RNA, 2575 nt
Organism: Apodemus sylvaticus (European woodmouse)
Lineage: Eukaryota; Metazoa; Chordata; Mammalia; Rodentia; Muridae
Gene: Ptcd3
Product: pentatricopeptide repeat domain 3
Exons: 24
Coding region: 21-2084 (687 amino acids)
Biological process (GO): mitochondrial translation
Cellular component (GO): mitochondrion
Molecular function (GO): rRNA binding; ribosomal small subunit binding; protein binding
Source: RefSeq, a predicted model, not a curated record